CUAGGUGUCACGGUAGGGCUUACCGACCAGGCGGCUGGCGGGGGGUGUUUGUCUCCCUCUAUCGUUAUCCAAAACGCACUAAAUCUGUCUAUAAACUAUAACUCCAUGUCUCGGUUGAGCGGUUUGGGGCUUUGGACCUGAUAUUUCGGGAUCUACUCGCGCCUCCCGAGUUGACUAACACGAGUUGAUGUUUGACUAGUUUGUAUCUUAAACGAUGCACGAUUUCUUUCGACUAUAAACUGCCGUCGAGAUGUUAAAAAGUAAUUUAAACGUUCUCGUUGUCGAACGAGUGACUCCAAAGUAUCGAUCGAUUGAUUGAUUGAUCGAGUGGUAUCGUUGUCUAAUCAACACAGGAAGACGUAACGUUAAACCGUCACUUUUCAAAAGUUCAAUGGAGCCUCACUGUUGUGAAACUACACAUGAUCUCAGACGGUUUGCUUCUUCACGAUACUUUGAUCACCUAAGUUAACUUUGGCUGACUCGUACUCCGCCAGGGUGUUACCUGCCCUGUUUCCAUGGAGGAAGAGGUUGUUUCCAUGGAGACCACUCAGGAUGAUGCCCUCACUCCUGAUGGAAAGGUCCUGCCAGAAGGCGGAGAUGCUUUGAUACAAGGAGCGGUUCUUGCUUCACAGGUGGCUGAUAACAUGGAGAUGAUUGUGAUGGACGCUCUUGAUCCAACUCUGCUGCAAAUGAAGACUGAGGUGCUGGAGGGCGGCGGUACAGUGACAGUUACUGGUGGUGAUGAGGGACAGAUCAUCACGCUCCAGGUUGUGAAUAUGGAGGAGCAGGCAGGCGCUGCAUUGGGUCUUGGGCAGCUUCAGCUGGUGCAGGUACCUGUCACAACAGCAACUGUUGAGGGGCUCCAGGCCACCUAUGUUAAUGUCUCAGGAGCUAACAAGGACGCAGAGCCUGUUAUCUGUCACACUCUUCCCUUGCCUGAGGGCUUCCAGGUGGUAAAAGUGGGUGCCAAUGGGGAGGUGGAGACUGUAGAGCAAGAGGAGCUGCACUCUGUCCACGAGGAGCUUCUAGAGGUGAGAGAGGAGGCGGAAGAGCCAGCAGAAAUAGAAACCUCUGUGCCUCUAGAUGACCCAGAAUGGACCAAGGACCCAGACUACCAGCCCAUCUCCGGGCUACGAAAUAAAGGGAAGAAACCAAAGAAGAGCCGCCUGCGCUAUGGAGAGGGCAAUCGUGACAUGGAUGUUUCUGUGUACGACUUUGAAGAAGAGCAGCAAGAGGGGCUGCUGUCAGAAGUGAAUGCUGAGAAGGUUGUGGGCAACAUGAAGCCACCAAAGCCUACAAAGAUCAAGAAAAAAGGUGUAAAGAAGACUUUCCAGUGUGAGUUGUGUAGCUACACCUGUCCGAGGCGCUCCAACCUGGACAGACAUAUGAAGAGCCACACCGACGAGAGACCACAUAAAUGUCACUUGUGUGGACGGGCAUUUCGAACUGUCACACUACUGAGAAACCACCUCAAUACACACACGGGCACUCGGCCACAUAAGUGCACAGAUUGUGACAUGGCAUUUGUCACCAGUGGUGAGUUGGUGCGUCAUCGUCGCUACAAACACACGCACGAGAAACCCUUCAAGUGCUCCAUGUGUGACUAUUGCAGUGUGGAGGUGAGUAAGUUGAAGAGGCACAUUCGCUCUCACACUGGGGAGCGACCCUUCCAGUGCAGUCUGUGCAGCUAUGCUAGCAGAGACACUUACAAGCUGAAGAGACACAUGAGGACACAUUCAGGUGAAAAGCCGUACGAGUGCUACAUCUGCCAUGCCCGUUUCACACAGAGUGGCACCAUGAAGAUGCAUAUUCUGCAGAAGCACACAGAGAACGUGGCUAAGUUCCACUGCCCACACUGUGAUACUGUCAUAGCACGCAAGAGUGACCUUGGUGUUCACUUGCGGAAGCAGCACUCAUUUCUUGAGAAGGGAAAGAAAUGUCGUUACUGUGAUGCUGUGUUUCAUGAGCGUUAUGCUCUCAUCCAACACCAGAAGACUCACAAGAAUGAGAAGCGCUUCAAGUGUGAACAGUGUGACUACUGCUGCAGACAGGAACGCCACAUGGUAAUGCACAAGCGUACACACACUGGGGAGAAGCCGUUUGCCUGCAGCCAGUGUGAGAAAACAUUUCGGCAGAAGCAGCUUCUGGACAUGCACUUCAGGCGCUACCAUGAUCCCAACUUUGUGCCCACGGCCUUCGUCUGCAGCAAGUGCAACAAGACAUUCACCCGCAGGAACACCAUGCUGCGUCACACUGAUAACUGCACGGGUGAAAUUGAAGAAGACGAAAAUGGAACUCCUGCACCCAAAAAGGCUCGUCGUGGCAGGAAGAGGAAGAUGCAGGCCAGGAGGGACGAGGGUGACACAGAAGAUGAACUGGAUGAGGAAGAGGAGCUAAGCGAGCUUGAAGUGGAACAAGACCCACCAGUCGUCCCUGUCCCGACCCCUGUGGAGCCACCGGUCAAGAGGAAACGUGGACGGCCACCAAAGAACAAGCCAGACCCGGCUGCCAUCAUUCGCGUGGAGGAUGAGGUCACAGGAGAGGUGGCUGACAUAAUUGUGAAGAAGGAGGUUGAUCAAGAUGACCAGGAGGAGGUGAACGAUGAGAGCGUAGAGGAGGUGGUGGUCGGUGGAGGGAAGUCGACCAUUCAGCUGGAGGACUUGCCCCAGGUAGAGGGGACGGUACCAGCGUUGCAGCUGUCUGAGGCCCCACCGAACGGAGACCUCACUCCGGAGAUGAUCCUCAGCAUGAUGGACCGGUGAUGGAUGUGAAAGUCAAACAUGUAAACACGCAUAAUUCCAUGAUCACAUCUUCAUUUUUCAUUCUCGUCAUUUAGGAUUACAUACACUUGCAUCCUGCACAUCACUGUUGUAAUUUAAGAUGUGCUUUGUCAUCUAUUGAUGAGUUGGAUUAAUAUGGAUUUACUUCCAAAAACUGCAUUUCAGUACAUUUGAGUUUAGGGUGGCUGUAAUUGACAGCAGUACCUUUAGCCUAAUAGCUGUUAUGUGGUAGAAAACUCAAGCUACAUUACAAGAUAUCUUCUGACUGCGUUCUACAUUCUAGUCUUUUAAAAUUAUAUAUAUAUAAUUUUUUUGGGGACUUUAUAGACAGACUCUUCCUUAACUCUAUACUGGGUGCAUGUCAUUUUUAUAAAAUAUCUGGGUGAAACUUGUUUUUUUAUGUUUUACUUGUUUAUACACCUGUGAGUAAAAGUUGUAGGUAGCAGUCACACCCAUAAUGUGGACUUUACUUUUUUUGCCGUAACUCCAGGCAAUAUUCAAUAUCCUCACUGAAGAGCUCUGUGCACCUCUCAGUUUGGACAGAAAACUACUCUCCGAAAAUAAGAUGAGAUAAAAGAGAAACUGGACUUUUGGGUUUGACGUUUUGGAGAAAAGUACACUCAGCUCCAAGUUUUAAAGUCCCUGACAACAUAAUACAAACAAAAGAUUGUAGAAACGGAGGCAACUUUCAGGAAGAUGAUACUGCUGUUUAUCACGGCCACUUUCAAGAUGAGGUUUAUUUCUUUUGGCUUUUUCUGUCUUAUAGUAUUUCCUCUUUUUUUUUUUUUUUUUUUUAAAGACAAUUCUAGUUUUUAAAAGCUUAAUAGCCUGCUUAUCUUAUGAUCCUUUCUUGCUACUGUAACACCCUUAGAUGACUUGUAUUACUAAACUUGUCUCUGAUCAGUGCAAGGAAUGAACAUUGUUUUGCUCCCUUUUGUAGCCAUUCCACUUUGGGUUGAUGUUUUUUCUUUUGUACUAUUGGCAAUGCGACGUAGCAGCUUGAAUGACAUUUUAAUAACUGUGGCAGAUGAGAACGGAUGUAUGCCUGUACAACCAAUUUUUAAAGAAAAGUAGAUGUUGAUGCUUCUGCAGCUGUAAUGACUUCAAUCAUGGAUAUUUAAAAUCAGUCUUGUUUUGAAGAAGUUGAGUUUGAAGUACAGUUAAAGCCCCAUAAAAUUAUGGCUGGAACAUUGUUUAUCAAAAUAUGCAGAGAGACAACGGAGUGCUAACAGAAAUGUCUGUAUUUUGCUUGCAGAUCUAUUUUAUUAAAUGGACUACUUGAUAUCAA
This is a messenger RNA of Cyclopterus lumpus (lumpfish), 4068 nucleotides long. RefSeq names its product transcriptional repressor CTCF-like. The transcript is spliced from 14 exons. Lineage: Eukaryota; Metazoa; Chordata; Actinopteri; Perciformes; Cyclopteridae. The coding region runs from base 516 to 2762 and encodes 748 amino acids. The record is from RefSeq and is a predicted model, not a curated record.